Molecule: messenger RNA, 1269 nt
Organism: Prinia subflava (tawny-flanked prinia)
Lineage: Eukaryota; Metazoa; Chordata; Aves; Passeriformes; Cisticolidae
Gene: SLC25A15
Product: solute carrier family 25 member 15
Exons: 8
Coding region: 296-1201 (301 amino acids)
Biological process (GO): mitochondrial L-ornithine transmembrane transport
Cellular component (GO): mitochondrion
Molecular function (GO): L-ornithine transmembrane transporter activity
Source: RefSeq, a predicted model, not a curated record
GCCGCCCCCCCGCCGCCUGCCCGGCCCGCGCCUUCCCGGCCGCGGCGGGGCCGCGCCGCCUCCAUCGCCGCCUAUUUCGGGGCAGAGGCGGCGGGGCCGCUCGGGCGGGCCGCGGCUCCGGCUGGAGGUUUGGAUUUGCUUUGGAAGUCACAGAGCAGUCGCUGCCUCGUUCUACCUACAUGCAACCUUUAAUAUAGUAUUAUUACAAACAGGAAAAAAAGGAGACAAGUUAUCUCCAUUCCUACCAGCAAACAGGAGACUUUGCUCUGAAAUAACUGAUAACCAAGUGUGAAGCAUGAGGAUCAACUCUGCUGUUCAGGCUGCUAUUGACCUCACAGCAGGUGCUGCAGGUGGGACAGCCUGCGUGGUGACCGGCCAGCCCUUUGACACUGCAAAGGUGAAGAUGCAGACGUUCCCCAACAUGUACAAAGGACUUGUUGACUGUUUUGUCCAAACCUAUAAGCAAGUGGGAUUUCGAGGUUUCUACAAGGGAACCACACCAGCACUUGUAGCCAACAUUGCAGAGAACUCUGUUCUGUUCAUGUGCUACGGAUUUUGCCAACAAAUUGUGAGACGAAUUCUUGGAGUAGACAGGAAGACAAAGCUCAGUGAUCUACAGAAUGCUGCUGCAGGCUCCUUCGCCUCUGCCUUUGCCACCCUUGUCCUCUGUCCCACAGAGCUGGUGAAGUGCCGGCUACAGGCCAUGCAUGAAAUGCAGUUGUCAGGAAAGAUAAUCCAGGGACACAAUACAGUUUGGUCGGUAGUGAAGGGUGUUAUCCAGAAGGAUGGUCCCCUUGGAUUUUAUCGUGGCCUGUCAAGCACUUUGCUGCGGGAAGUCCCAGGCUAUUUCUUCUUCUUUGGAGGGUAUGAACUGAGCCGGACAUUCUUUGCCUCUGGGAGAUCAAAAGAUGAAUUAGGUCCCAUUCCUUUGUUACUAAGCGGAGGUUUCGGAGGCAGCUGUCUGUGGAUUGCUGUGUAUCCUGUGGACUGUGUGAAGUCCAGAAUUCAGGUUCUUUCAAUGGCUGGAAAACAGGCAGGCUUCAUGGGAACAUUUGCAACUGUUGUGAGAACUGAAGGCGUGCUUGCCUUGUAUUCUGGACUAACACCAACUAUGAUCCGUGCAUUCGUGGCCAACGGGGCACUGUUCCUUGCCUACGAGUACAGCCGGAAACUCAUGAUGAAACAAAUCGAUUCUUACUGAAAGCGUCUAGCAGACAAAGAAUAAGAGAUUUUUUAAGGGUCAUUUAAAUAAAUGAUGAAAAACACAUA